Molecule: messenger RNA, 4204 nt
Organism: Schistosoma rodhaini
Lineage: Eukaryota; Metazoa; Platyhelminthes; Trematoda; Strigeidida; Schistosomatidae
Source: the annotation of a GenBank genome assembly
GAAAUAAAAUGUUUACCAUGAGAACAAACGAGAGCUUUCUGAAUUUAGGGAUGUAAUGUAUGUAAUCACAUGUUUUAACAACUUCUGUCUUCAGAUAGCCAACCGUCUUAAUUUGCUUUUGCGUUCUUGCUUUACUUAUGUUAUUAACUUUUUCAGCAGACAACUUGAAAUAAGCUAUAAACCAUGAAAAGCGUGAACGAAAAAGAAACUCCAGUUGAAAACACUUUGCGUAAUAAGAGUGCUAGAGGUAGCUCUAAAAGUCGAAGCGGACGUAAAUCAGGAUCAUCACUUGGUAAGCCAGCGGAUAAAGGUGGCAGCAGACAUUCUGAUGCAGUGGACGGCUCAUCGUUGACAUCAAUUAAAGAAAGUCAUAAACCAUUGGAUAUAUUCAUUCGAAAUGAACUAAUGCCUAACUGCGCACCGAUAUUUUUAUCGAAAUCAACACAAAAAAUAUUUAAUAUUGUAACUGAUGAACAAAUUACCAGAGAAUCACCAAUCAUUUUAUUGAACAAAUCUGAUAUACUUAAAGAUUUGCAAUUACGUGCAGCUGUAUCAGAUUUUAGUGUACAAAAAGUUGCAAUAAAAAAUUAUCCCGGUUCUGAUAUUUUAUUAAUUUACGAUGCAGAUUAUAAAUUUGGUCAAAAUUUUGUUAUCGUCUUAUCUGAAGAGACAAAAUCUCUUAUACUGAAUCCAGUUAAACAAGCGGUUGAUGGUCAAUCAGAACAUGAUAGUAAUGGUGAUAUGAAUGAUGGCAUAAACGAUGACGAGGAUAAUAUAGAAGAAUACAAAGAAUCUAGUGAUUUAUGUUUUCUGUUUAAAUCGAAAUCAGAACAUGGUUGGAUUGAAUUAGGUUCGGAAAAUGAAAUUACCGAAAUGAAUACUUUUGAAACACGUUCAAAAGUAUAUACAAUUUUUCAAAGACCACGUAAAGAAUUUGGUAGUGUAUUACAUUUGCAAGAUGAAAAUGCUACACAGAAAGGUUUUUCUGAACAGAUUUUAUCACGUGAAGAUGAAUCAUUUAAUAUACCUAUAAUGGAGUUAGAUAAAUCAACUACGAAUUGUGAAAUAACAUGUGAUAAAGGUGUGAAUACAAAUUGGAGAUAUCCAAAAAAUGCUUUCACUCAGUAUGCUCCUAGAAUGUAUACAUCUGAUGAAUUAAAACAUUUUUAUCAUGAGAAUAAUGACGCUUUACUUAAAAUAUCGAAACUAUAUCCACUAUUUGAACAAAGUUUAUUGGAAAAUGAAAUGUACAAUUUUUUAUCAAAUGAUUAUGAGAAUUUACCUAUUGGUGAUGAAACUUAUGAUACAAGAAGUGAUAAUACAUUCAAAGAAUUUUUAUCAUUUACUGAUUUAAAAUAUAGUAAAAAUAAAGCUAUUACAAUGAUUCAAUGGCAUCCAAAUAUUAAAGGUAUUAUUGCAACAUCUAUUAGUGAACGAUUAAUUUAUGAUCAACGUAUUGACCAAGCAUCAAGAAUUCUAUUACAAUCAACACAUAUUAUAUUAUGGAGUUUUAAUGAUCCAUUAAAGCCUCAAUUAUUAUUAAAUGCACCAGAUGAUAUUAUAUGUUUUCAAUUUAAUCCAACUAAUUCGAACUAUAUAGCUGGUGGUUGUGUCAAUGGACAAGUAGUUUUAUGGGAUAUUGAGAAGCAUAUUGACGAUUUAACUAAUGUUAAAUCACGAUUGAAACAAAAUAAUCAAAUGCCUUUAUUUGUUUUUGAUGAGAAUGAAUUAAAUAAAGUAUCAAUAUCACAUUAUUCCGCUUUAAGUAAUAUUGAAUCAUCACAUGGUUUACCAAUUAUGGAUUUGAAAUGGAUACCGGAUCAUUUGGAAAUUAAUCGUUUAGGAUACUGUUUUGAAAAUUAUACACAGAAAUGUGUUCAAUUGAUGACAUGUGGUUUAAAUGGUGAAAUAUUACUAUGGGAUAUACGACCAGAGAAAACACCAUUAGCUAUAAACAAAACAAGUGAUUCACUUAAACCACCAAUUAAUGUACCAUUAACAUUUUCGGCACUAGAUCUGAAAUGGAAACCAUUAUUAAGAAUACAUUUAUAUACAAACGAUCCAGUUAAUGACCAUGCACCAAUUAAAUUUUGUAUACGUGAAAUGCAGGGAGAUCGCAGUUUGCUGACGUCUAAUACAAAAGAUUCCAGUAUCAAUACAACUGACAAAUCAUCUAAAUUACUUCCACUUCCAAACGCAGACACACAUAUUUAUGCCGGGACUGAAGAUGGUGCUAUAGUCUAUGUUGACUGGAUACCACACAAAGAUCAAGACACUGGGAAAAUGCAAACGCCCAAACCAGAAUUUUGUUCUUCACGACAUGAUGGUCCAAUUAGUUAUCUUUGCCACUCACCGUUUGAUUCUUCCCUAGUCUUAGCUAUUGGUGGAUGGAUAUGGACAAUGUGGAAGGAAGGAGUUACCAGUGGACCGAUUAUAGAAUCUGGUCGUGCAAAUAAACCAUUAACAGGUGGUAGUUGGUCUCCUACACGUCCAUCUGUAUUUUAUACAUGUCGUGUUGAUGGUAGUAUAGAAGUUUGGGAUUUGCUUGAUAAAACUUAUGAACCAACAAUGAUCCAGUCAAUAUCUGCAAAUUCACUAACUGCUUUAUCUAUAUGGGAUUCACCUAAACGUCAAUUUAUAGCUACUGGUGAUAUUCAAGGAGUACUACAAUUAUUUAUUGUACCUAGACGUUUAAAAACUCCUUUACCAUCAGAACUAAAGAAAUUCAAUGAAUACAUUGAACGUGAAGUGAAAAGAAAAGAAUUUGUUUCGAUGCGUUGGAAUUUAAGAGAGCAAGAAAAAAUUGAACAAGAAGCGGAAAACAAAAGAAAAGCUGGUUUAGCACCAGCUGUUAUGUUGAGCGACGAAGAAAUCAUUCAGAAAGAAAAAUUGGAAUAUGAAAAGUACUUAUCAGAAGAACAUGUUUUCUUAAGAUCAUUAGGACUAGUUGAAGAGGAGGAUUAGGAAGAAUAAAAAAUGUAAAAGAACAUUCGUUUGUCUUUUACAAAUAUAUAAUCUUUCGAAACGAUUUCUUUCACUUGAAUAUAAUUAAAUAUAUCGAUUUUAAUUAAAUGUACUCUUUUCAACUAGUUGUUUUAUUUAGGACUAAUAGCAGAUUAGUGAGGUUGUAACACGUGGAAUCAGCAAUCAGAAAAAGGCAGGACAGAUCUGAAAGCACAACACAAUGUUGAUCGAGAACUUCACACGAAGAGAUAACACGGAGUGGAAGUCACGAGUCUUUUAUUUUUCUCAAAAUCGAGAUUCGCGGGGGAGAAGUAUAGAGGGAAAUGUCAGUUUACAAAGUGGUCUUAUGAGUCAUCCUGUAAGCUCAGUGUAUAUAGGGCUUGCCCUUCUUCCUCCAAAGAGUUUGUGCUUAGUCGCCCUGCAAUACAAAGAAAAUAGAAUCUCUUUGCAACGUCAUACAUGGUGAUUUCAACUCCGUUACAAGGUCAUCUUUUGUAUGCAGCGAAAUUCUAGCUGUAUAUCAAACUUAUUGUUUUAAUUUUUACGAGAUCGAUAUAUUACCGAAAUUGAAUAAUAAAAACUCGCUUGUGUAGUGGUGGUGCUGGUGGCAGCCGCAUUACAUUCACUAUUGAAUGGAAUGUAAUCGUAGGUGGAAAAUCGAACUGAUGAUUUCUGAGUUCCGAUAUACACGUACAUCUUUGCCUAAAUCAACAAUGCCGUUCAACACACGGAGGUAAGAGAUAACUGAAGAGUCAGAAGCCCUACUGUUUACGUGCUGUAUGCAAUCUGUCGGCUAAUAAUAAUCGCGGUAGUUUAAUCGUGAGUACAUCUUUUAUUAAAGUGUUAUAAGCUGCGGUGAAUAAUUAUUGCAUUUACUGUACAAUUAAAUAUCUUAUGUUAUGUUUAAUUCUGUUACAACAAUACAGUCUCAUACUGUGUACUUCGAAUUCCAGUUCUUGGCUGUGUCUUGUCGAAGUUCGAGACCUACUAAUUUCUGAAGUACUUGGUUAGCUCAUUUCAGAUUCACACAAACUAAUCUGGUGAUUUCUGCCAGCAAUUAAUUACUGAACCACAAUUUUGUAUACGUUCUGAAAUCCAUUUCUAUUCUUAAAUUUACCGUUUGAUUUACAUUAUGUAUUGUAAUUUAUCGUUGGAUUUUGUUCACAAAUCAAUACACGCCUCAUAAUACAAAUUUUCUGUCGUGACUUUUUUCCGGUUAUUUAUCACGUGAUGAGGCCGC